GCCCUCUACCGGUCAGACUCGGCACUGACCCCUCCGUCUGCCUUUCUUCGCGCCUUACACUCGCUGCUGCUUUCGCCCACAAACAGUGUCGCUGCUUUCGGACUGACGAAAUAAAGAAAUGGUGAAAAUAUCUGUUCUGAAGGUGGAGAACCCAUCGUGUCUCUGGGGUGCCAUUUGGGGUCUCAGCGGCGAUGUGGAGACUUCAGAACAUUACAAAAAGCUACAUUUUCAGAUGAACCUCUUCUACCGCGACACCACGCAGGACGUGUGCACGCUAAAGCCUACGUCGUUGGAGGAAGGACGGGUGUAUGUGGUGUACUGGGCGGUAAAGAAGUCGUGGUUUCGGGCCGUGGUGGAGUCGAUCUUCGUGGACUCGGUUUCCUGUCAAGCUUGUUGCUUUCUGGUCGACCACGGAGAGCAAGUCGUCGUCCCCUCAGAGCAGAUUCGGGUGGCAAUGGAAAACUUCCUUCAGCUGCCUUUCUGGGUGCAAAAGUUCCACCUGGCGGGAAUCAAACCAACAACCCUGCGAGUGUCUCUGCUUGAGGAGAAGGCAGAGCUCAAACCGUCGGCUCGGUGGGACAGCUCUGCCACGCUCUUCCUGCACAAGCUGCUGCAAGCAUCGACCCUAAAGGAGGCCGUGCUGCUUGAACCUGAGUCAGACUCUACCCCUAUCAAGCUUUACGUGACUGUUGGUGACAUCAAGAUCUGUGUGAAUGACGACUUGGUGGCGAAGAGGUUUGCCUACUACAGCACAAAAUCAGGCGACGGCCUGGAGGAGGGAGACCGACUUCCUGCGAUGCUGUCCUACAGCAUCUUAACCCAGAGCGUCUCCCCCAAGCCGACAGCACAAACCCAACCGCCUCCCGAUCAGCAGAGUCUGGUUGAAGCUGGGGGGGCAGCUGAUUGGCUUACAGCUCCUUCCCUGCUUCCUCAGAUUGUACAACACAAGCUGAUGAAGGCUGGAGGUGAACAUUGGUCAGUGGUCACAAAACAACAGCUGUCUCCAAACAGCCAGUCAGGGAGCGGCUCAGACGCAGCUGAGAGCAGCUCGUCAGACGACGCAGACUCGUCUCUGGCUGCAGCCCUCACAAAAAACCAUCAGCUGUUCAGGUUUCUACAGUUUAUGAAGCCGGGCAGCAGUUCCGAGCUGGCAGCUCCCCAGGAAGCUGAGGUGUUGCCUCUGAUGAGUGAGAAACCAGGAGCUGAGAAUCUUCAGAGCUGUCAGGCUGAAUCUUUGGUGGAUGAAGAGGCAAGCAGCUCCAGCACAUCUGUCGCCUCGGCUCCAGCAGAGGAGACCCAGCGCAGUGAGAAGGACUGGGCCUGUGCACGCCUGUUGGAGUUGUUGAAUCCACAGGCUCUGAACCCCGAUCCCGACGCCCAAGACGCUGUGGUUUCUCCCCUCGACCCCUGCCGGAGUGGGAUUCUGGUGCACGCUACCUUCCCAGCAGAGCCGUGGAUUAGUGUGAAUGACCCCGCCAUCGCAGACACCCUCUGCUGGGUGCAGCGGAAGCAGUACAGCACCUUGUCUCCAGCUGACUGUUACAGCUGGCCAGCUGUGGCUCGAGGAUACCAUACCCUUGUUAUCUCCAGCAGCGCAGACCAGCCGCUCAGCUACCUUACCCCACUCCUUACCCACAUUAUGCUGAACUCCAUCUUCACUUCCCACACCUCCAGCUCAGGGCCCAUAGCUGUGCUGCUGUGUCCCGGUUGGGAGAAGGUCCAAGCUGUAUAUGACCUCCUGGGGGUGAGUAAGGUCUCCCAAAAGCUCUACCCCACAACUGUGCUGCUGGGCAUCAACAAGGACGAGGCUAAGAGUGUCAAGAUCCCCAAAAACUGCCUGCUGUUGGUGACCACUCCUUUCAGUCUGGUCCGUCUGCUGUCCUGCCACUGCUUCCUCUUCCUGCGGCUGUGCCACCUGGUGCUGGACGAAGCUGACCAGCUCUUCAGUCUGGCUCCAGAUGAGAUGACGACCAUCUUGCAGCACUUCCAGGUCACCUCUGACAAGGAAAGUGAUUCCUGUCCUCCACAGCUGAUUGUUGUAGCCAAAAGAUGGACAAAUCACAUGGAGGGUUUGUUAUCCACUUACAUGCCAUGCCCCAGCAUCGUCAUAAGCGUUCCUGAGGAAGCCGCUCUCUAUGGUAAUGUUCAGCAGGUCAUCCUCAUGACUCUGGAUAUCAGUAAGAUCUCAGUCCUGUUGGGAACGCUUGGCUUCAGCCCCGACGUCGGACAGAAGACGCUGAUCGUAGCAAACUCCUUUCAGGAGGUCGAAGAUGUGUUCAAGGCUGUGAGCACCAGGUCAGUUUUCUGCCUCAAGAUCCACGAGGGGUUAACUCACGACAUGGACUUUGUGCUCGAGCAGUGGAAGAAGGACAUCGGCCCCGGCACUCACGUUAUUCUCGUAACCACCGACGAUUGUCUCAAGGGUCUGGAUAUCAGAGAUGCGACCUGCGUCGUCCAUUACAGUUUCCCCUCCUCUCCUAAGCUCUUUGGCAGCCGACUCUUCUGCAUGGCUGAAAACUUCAGGAACUUCUCAAAACGAGAUCAAACGAGCAGCAGCUCAGCCGUUACCAGGUCGGUGCUGCUGAUCUCAGAAAGGAACGCCCGCCACGUCAUUGGGAUUCUGCGCUACCUGGAAAGGGCAAAUGCCCUGCUGCCCCCCGAGCUGCUGACCUUCGCACAGGGGGUACAAAUGGCACGCGAGGACCAGAAAACAGACCGCCCCCUCUGCAGCUACCUGAAGAGUUUUGGCGUGUGCAGAAACAAUGGCAUUUGUCCUGAACGCCACCGCGUCGUCUCACAGCUGGAUCAGUCCAAACUGCCGGCAUCUGGAGUCAUAGAAGUUGUACCGCUCUACAUAAAGACAGCGUCAACCUUCUACGGCCGUAUCGUUGAGGAGGAGGACGGGGGCUUUGAGAAAAUGGCCUCUGAGAUGGCUUCGUACUACGCAGAGAAGAAGCUUGGAGCCAAGAAGCUGUUGGAAGGAGGACUGUACGCUGUGCAGGAGGACGAUGUCUUCCACAGGGUGAAGCUCCUCUCUGUGCCCGACAGAGGCGGCCGGCUGUUUUUCAGCGUAGUUGCUUGCUUCAUUGACAUGGGAAAGGAGGAGGAGGUGAAAUCCUAUCAGAUCCUCGAGCUGCCGGAGCAGUUUCACUCUCUGCCUGGACAGGCCGUAGAGAUCGUUGUCUGCCGGGUCAAACCAAUUGAUUCUGAGACCAGCUGGCACCCCAAGGUUACCAGAGCCAUCAGCCAGAAGAUCCGCGGACUUCAGCAUCGAGCUAGAGUAGUUCUCAGCCUGGGAAACACAGUUUUUGUUGAUCCAAUGGUUCGGGUCACCCAGAUUCCAGGAAUGAAAACUGUCAUCAAUGAAUACAACGUCCAGGCGGAGAUCCUGAAGACCCGGAUGGGAAUCAGGAACCCGGAGCAUGUGGACCUGCUGAGGGCGCUGUGUGAGGAGAACAGCAGCAGCAAGGAUGAAGGUCACAUGUCCAGGCUUGGAGAUAAUAUUACAUCUCUGAAGGAUGUCAGGAUUACAGCUGAGGAAGAAGUUCUGGCCAACAACCUCAAGGCUCCAGACCUUUCUCCACUAGAGCCAAUGAGGUCAGGAAACCAGUCCCUGGUCCCAGCACCUACAGACCACCUGGUCCCAGUGUGUGAUCAGAACUCCCAGUCAGAGAGUGAGGGUGGUUUUGGACAAAGAAGCACUGAUAAGAAGCCAGCUGAGCAGAUGGAGAGUGGCAGCGUGAACGGUCGGUUCUACAGAGCUGACCUGGAGCUUCGCUACGAAAUCGCAGCUGACGUUUGCUGCUGGGAAAUGAAAUCCAAUGAACCAGUUCUCAAACUGGUCAAGCAGCAGCCGGGAAUCUGGGACAAACUCCUCAGAAACAAGAAUAUAUUUGUGAGUUAUGACAUGGAGCACUUUGAGGGUGAGGAAGAGGACGGAGUGCCAAAUGGUCAGUGGUUUGUGGAGAACACGGGUGAAGAUGACUGGUACAGGAACUCGGAGAGCAGCAGUGAGAGCGACGACUUUAUAUAA
Molecule: messenger RNA, 4033 nt
Organism: Pundamilia nyererei
Lineage: Eukaryota; Metazoa; Chordata; Actinopteri; Cichliformes; Cichlidae
Gene: tdrd12
Product: tudor domain containing 12
Exons: 34
Coding region: 119-4033 (1304 amino acids)
Biological process (GO): germ-line stem cell division
Source: RefSeq, a predicted model, not a curated record